AUGGUGAAAAAGUCACAAAAACCGAGAGAAUGUGAGGAACAGUCCAAAAAUUUGACGAAGCCAAUGUCGUUUCCAUCAAAGUCUUCGAUCAACAAGAAGAGGAAAUCAAAGUCGACGGAGAAAAAGGAUGAGGCUUAUGUUGAUGAUGAUAUUUUUGUUGAUCUUGAGGAUUUAAUGCCAGAAUUGUUGAAGUCUUUGGAGCAUGAGCAGGUUGCUAGUAAUUGCACCUCUACAGUAAUUGAUCCAAUUCCCCAAUCGGGCAAUGAUUAUGAUUUUUUUACUCUAGCAGAUAUUGAAAAUAUAUUUGAGGAUGAUUUGAGCAACAUUAAUGUUGAUGGUAAUUAUUUUCCAAUUACCAAUAAUGAUGAUAAUAAUAGCUCCUCCUCCAACAAUGUUGACGCCGCGGUGAUGGCGCAUGUGACCGGAGUUGAGGAACAUGAGACGACAAGCUUUGAAGCAAAUGACAACUUUGUUACUGAUUAUUUAAUGGAUGUGUUGGAUAAUUGCGACAACAGUGAGGAUGACAAAAAUUACGAUGGUGACGAUGGCAGCGACGAUGAUGACGACGAGGAUGAUGAUAGCAGCGAAGAUGACGAUAUCGGAUAUAAUAGUGACGAUGGUAGCAACGACGACGAUGGCGAUAGUCCUCUAGUGCCAAGCUGCGAUGUUGAUCAAUUAUUAGAACAAUAUAUUGUUUUCGCUUAA
Prunus persica (peach) is the source of this 705-nucleotide messenger RNA. RefSeq names its product trigger factor-like. Bases 1 to 705 code for a protein of 234 amino acids. Lineage: Eukaryota; Viridiplantae; Streptophyta; Magnoliopsida; Rosales; Rosaceae. The transcript has a single exon. The record is from RefSeq and is a predicted model, not a curated record.